AUGAUUUUAUCCAGAUUGAAACGCUUUUCUAGAAGUUUAGACUUAGCUGUAAUUGGAGGAGGGCCUGGUGGAUAUGUGGCGGCAAUCAAAGCGGCGCAAGAGGGUCUAAAUGUGGCCUGCAUUGAACACCGGGGGUCACUGGGAGGUACUUGCUUGAAUGUGGGUUGUAUACCGUCAAAGCUGCUGAUUAAUACUGCUUAUAAUUAUCACUUCAUUAGCCACGGCUUGGCAGGCACUGGACUAUCUGUGUCUGGUGUGUCAUACAAAUUUGGUGAUAUCGUAGCCGCAAAGGAUAAAUGUGUAAAGUCUCUUAUACAAGGUAUAGAAUUUUUGUUCAAAAAGAAUAAGGUACAAUACAUCAAGGGCUGGGGUACCAUAAAAUCACCAACACAAAUUCAAGUAACUACCAGUGCUGGCACAGAUAUUUUGGAAGCUAAGAACAUAAUAAUCGCUACAGGAUCGAUUCCUUCCCCUUUCCCACCGUUGCCCUUCUCUGAUAAAGUAGUAUCUUCCGACCAAGUUUUAUCAUUGCCGACCUGUCCCAAGUCGAUGAUCAUAGUAGGCGCAGGGGCUAUCGGUCUAGAAAUGGCCAGUGUCUUUAAUUGGCUUGGUACAAAGGUUAAAGUGUUGGAGUUUUCUAAAAAAAUAUGUUCGGUUAUGGAUCACGAAAUAUCAGAUGCACUCAAAACAGCACUGGUUAAGCAAGGGAUUGAGAUACAUACAGACACCAAAGUAAAUGGUGGCACUGAAUCUUCCACUGGAGUUAAAGUUACUGCGGAUAAAAAUGGUGAAUAUGUCGAUCAUGAAGUUGAACUAGUAUUGGUCGCCACAGGGAGAAUCCCUUAUACUGAGAAUCUUGGUCUUGAAGCCAUAGGAGUCGAAACAAUUAGGGGAAAAGUACCUGUUACAUCAAAUUUGUCCCUAGAAAAGUAUCCAAAUAUAUAUGCAAUAGGGGACGUGAUAGAUGGGCCAAUGUUGGCACAUAAAGCUGAAGAUGACGGGGUAUUUGUCGUAGGUCAGAUUGUUGGUCGUGAUCUAGCACAUUUGGAUUAUAACACCGUACCUUCUGUCAUUUAUACUCAUCCAGAAGUUUCUGGUGUGGGCCAAACGGAGCAAUCAUUAAUUGAAUCUGGUAUAAAGUACACAAAAGGUGUAUUCCCGUUGGUAGCAAAUAGCAGAGCAAAAUUGGCAAAUGAGACUACGGGUUUUGUAAAGGUUCUGAGUGAUGAAGAAUCUGGAAAGAUUCUAGGGGCUUGGAUCUUUGGGACCCAGGCCAGUGAGCUAAUUGCCACUUUUGGACUGGCAAUUACCUAUGGUGCCUCAGCACAAGAUGUUUCCAGGGUUUGUUUCGCCCAUCCCACAGUAUCUGAGGCCAUUAAAGAGGCAUGUUUGGCGGCCCAUAGUAAGCCUAUCCACUUUUAA
This is a messenger RNA of Babesia microti strain RI, 1422 nucleotides long. Its product is annotated as dihydrolipoamide dehydrogenase. The record is from RefSeq and is a predicted model, not a curated record. Bases 1 to 1422 code for a protein of 473 amino acids. Gene Ontology annotation, cellular component: mitochondrion; oxoglutarate dehydrogenase complex. NCBI's taxonomy places the organism in Eukaryota, Apicomplexa, Aconoidasida, Piroplasmida, Babesiidae. The transcript has 6 exons. Gene Ontology annotation, molecular function: dihydrolipoyl dehydrogenase (NADH) activity; flavin adenine dinucleotide binding.